AUGGAGGAGCGGACGGCGAAGCGGAAGCGCUCCGUCUCGCCGGAGGCGACUGGCGAGGGGCUGCGGAACGCGCUUGCAAAGCUCGCCGAGACGCGUGCGGGUGGCGCGUAUGUGCCGCCUGCGCGCCUCAAGGCGCUCAUGGCCGAGGCCGCGCGCGCGGAUCCCGGCAGUGUCGAGUUUCAGCGCAUGAGCUGGGAGGCGCUGCGCAAGAGCAUUACGGGUCUCGUGAACAAGGUCGCGGCCGAUAACAUCAAGCAUAUCGUGCCUGAGCUGUUUGCAGGCGCGAACCUCAUCCGCGGACGCGGCCUCUUUUGCCGCUCGAUCAUGCACGCCCAGGAGUUUUCGUUGCCCUUUACGCCGGUGUUUGCGGCGCUCGCGGCGAUCGUGAAUACCAAGCUGCCGUUUGUCGGCGAGCUGCUCGUGACGCGGCUCGUGUCGCAGUUCCGCCGCUCGUUCCGCCGGAACGACAAGCCCAAGUGCCAUGCGACGCUGCAGUUCUUGGCGCAUCUCGUGAAUCAGCGGGUGGCGCACGAGCUGCUCGCGCUCGAGAUCCUCGUGCUUCUGCUCGAGCAUCCCACGGACGAUAGCGUCGAGUUGGCUGUCGCAUUCAUGCGCGAGGUCGGCCAGUUCCUGUCGGAAGAGGCGCCCAAGGCGAGCCACUCGGUCUUUGACCGCUUCCGCGCGGUGCUGUACGAAGGCGAGAUCUCGCUGCGUGUGCAAUACAUGGUCGAGGUGCUCGCACAGACGCGCAAGGACAGGUUUAAGGAUAAUCCCAGGAUUGCCGAGCAGCUCGAUCUUGUGGAAGAGGACGACCAAAUCACGCACCAGAUUGGCCUCGACGACGAGCUGCGCCUGGAAGAGGGGCUGAACAUCUUCAAGCCGGACCCCGACUACCUCGCGAACGAGGAAAAGUACCGCGCGAUCAAGGCCGAGAUCCUCGGCGAGGACAGCGACGAGGGCAGCACGGCCGACGACGAGGAAGAAGAGGAGGACGACGAGGAAGAGGAGGAGGAGGCCGCUGCCGCCGAGACGCAGCUCGAUAUCCAGGACCGCACCGAGACGAACCUGGUCAACCUGCGCCGCACAAUCUACCUCGUGAUCAUGUCGUCGCUCGACUUUGAAGAGUGCGUGCACAAGCUGCUCAAGCUCCAAGUGCGCGAAGACCUGCAGAUCGAGCUGUGCAACAUGGUGAUCGAGUGCUGCUCGCAGGAGCGCACCUAUGCCAAGUUCUACGGGCACAUUGGCGAGCGCCUGUGCAAGCUGCACCGCGUCUGGUCGGGUCUGUUCGAGCAGUGUUUCCGCACCUAUUACGAUACCAUCCACCGCUACGAAACGAACCGCCUGCGCAACAUUGCGCGCUUCUUUGGCUCGCUUUUGGCCACCGACAGCAUCUCCUGGUCGAGCUUUGAGAUUGUGCACAUGACCGAGGACGACACGACGUCCUCGUCGCGUAUCUUUAUCAAGAUCCUCUUUAGCGAGCUCCAGUCCUUGCUUGGCGUCAAGACGCUCGUCGAGCGCUUCUCGGAGCCGAGCAUGCAGCACGACUUUGCCAACAUGUUCCCGCUCGACCACCCGAAGAAUACGCGCUUCUCGAUCAACUACUUUACAAGUAUCGGCCUCGGUGCCAUCACCGAGAACAUGCGCGAACACCUCAAAAACGCGCCCAAGAUGAUUAUGGAGCAGCGCGAGGCAGAGCUCGCGGCACGCCGUGCAGACGACUCCGAGUCGUCGCUGUCGGACUCGGCGAGCUACUCGAGCUACUCGAGCUACUCGUCCCGGUCGCCGCUCCUAUUCGCGCUCCUACUCGCGGUCGCCGCGCCGCUCCUACUCUCGUUCGUACUCGCGGUCGCCGCGCCGCUCCUACACGCCGUCGCCGCGCCGAUCGUAUCGGUCGGUCUCCCGAUCGCCGACCCGAUCGCCUUCGUAUCGUGA
Molecule: messenger RNA, 1932 nt
Organism: Malassezia japonica
Lineage: Eukaryota; Fungi; Basidiomycota; Malasseziomycetes; Malasseziales; Malasseziaceae
Gene: CWC22
Product: pre-mRNA-splicing factor cwc22
Exons: 2
Coding region: 1-1932 (643 amino acids)
Biological process (GO): mRNA splicing, via spliceosome
Cellular component (GO): catalytic step 2 spliceosome
Molecular function (GO): RNA binding; protein binding
Source: RefSeq, a predicted model, not a curated record